This is a messenger RNA of Malus domestica (apple), 1956 nucleotides long. Its product is annotated as protein ANTAGONIST OF LIKE HETEROCHROMATIN PROTEIN 1. Lineage: Eukaryota; Viridiplantae; Streptophyta; Magnoliopsida; Rosales; Rosaceae. The record is from RefSeq and is a predicted model, not a curated record.
CCUCUCCACAUUUUCUCAACUUGUCAAUCUACGCGUUCACACUUGCAUAUUUCAUAUUUCAAAAAAGCCAAACACCUUUUCUCCUCUUUUUUUACUAUUUUGCUGCUGCUUCUUCCUCAAUUUCCUUGUUAUGGUUGUUGUCUGCAAAUCUCACCUUAUAUGAAACUCGACCUCCAAACAGACCCAGCAGCUGAAGACCACGCCACCGUCUACUCCCUCCUCCAGAACUCUCUACACACGCAAAUGAACGAGAACGGAAGCGCCAAGAAGCGGCGUCGUAGAGACACCGGCGGCGGCGAGAAGAAGAAGAAGGACCUCAAGGGAAUAAUCGCCUCCUUGUCGUUGCUCGAAGAGCAGGAGAAGCAGGACGAGCGCGACCACGACAGGGCAUCGAAUGACGACGCGUCGUUAAUAGAAGAGACGCACAAGGAGAGGAACAAGGCCAUGCUGGAGUACUACUCCGAUUUGCAGGAGUGCUACUCGGAGGUGGAAGAAUCCGAAACGAUGAAGCGGAGAAAAUCAAGAAGCGCCGCCUGUGCGGUGGUGGUGACGGCGGCGGUGUCGGCGGAAGCUGAUGGAGUCGAAAAAGGUAAACCGGGAGUCGGGUCGGGUCACCAUCGGCGGCUGUGGGUCAAGGACAGGUCGAAAGCGUGGUGGGACGAGUGCAACCAGCCGGAUUUUCCGGAUUCGGAAUUCAAAAAGGCGUUUCGGAUGGGGAAGUCCACGUUCGAUUUAAUAUGCGAGGAGCUCAACUCCGCCAUCGCGAAGGAGGACACGACGCUGCGGAACGCGAUUCCGGUGCGACAGAGAGUGGCGGUGUGCCUUUGGCGGCUGGCCACCGGCGACCCGCUCCGCCUCGUGUCGAAACGAUUCGGACUCGGCAUCUCGACCUGCCACAAGCUCGUCCUUGAGGUCUGCUCCGCGAUCCGGACGGUGCUGAUGCCCAAGUACCUGCAGUGGCCGGAGGAGAGCGCGGCGAGGAAAAUUAAAGACGAGUUCGAGGGUAUUUCGGGAAUUCCAAACGUUGCUGGGUCUAUGUACACUACGCAUAUACCCAUCAUCGCACCCAAAGUCAGCGUUGCUGCAUAUUUCAAUAAACGGCACACGGAGAGGAACCAGAAGACUUCGUACUCGAUUACUGUGCAGGGCGUGGUGGACCCCAAAGGCGUUUUUGCCGAUGUGUGCAUCGGAUGGCCAGGAUCAAUGCCGGAUGAUCAGGUGCUGGAGAAAUCGGCGUUAAAUCAGAGGGCUAAUAACGGUUUGCUGAAGAACGUGUGGAUUGUUGGGGGUGCUGGGUACCCUUUGAUGGACUGGGUGCUGGUGCCUUACACCCAGCAGAACCUAACGUGGACCCAGCACGCUUUCAACGAGAAGAUUGGGGAGAUUCAGAAUGUGGCCAGAGAUGCGUUUGCUAGGUUGAAGGGAAGGUGGUUUUGCUUGCAGAAGAGGACGGAGGUGAAGCUGCAGGACUUGCCGGUGGUUCUCGGGGCGUGCUGUGUUUUGCACAACAUUUGUGAGUUGAGGAAUGAGGAGAUGGAGCCCGAGCUCCGGUUCGAGCUCAUCGACGACGAGAUGGUCCCGGAGGUCGCUCUUAGGUCGACGAGCUCGAUGAAGGCUAGGGAUGCCAUUGCCCAUAAUCUAUUGCACCAUGGCCUGGCGGGCACUAGUUUCCUUUAGGUCACACCGCUCGGCUCCUUACAUUUGGAAAUCGCAAUCUGACACGUGCAAUGCAAGAAGCAGAGAUUCUCAAAAUUAUUAUUCUUUUGGUUAUUGGUUGUAAUUUGUGUGUAAGGGCUCUCUGUAAAAGGUAUACUUUGCCCCUCUACACAAAUGGAUGAAUUGUAUUUUGUAGUAGUCUUUUUAUAAGCUAAGUUAUAUACAUCAAGAACACAGAAACACGGUGCUGUAGCAUGAGAUUACACUCCAAUUGCCAUAUAAGAGAACAUAAAUUAUUUA